AUGCACGUUGGCAUCGUCGGUGCCGGGCUUGGCGGCCUGACCGCUGCGAUUGCCAUUGCCAGAGGUGGCGCUCGCGUUACUGUAUUAGAAGCGACAGAGCAGCUUUCUGAGAUCGGCGCUGGCAUUCAGAUUUUUGGAAAUGUCUCUCGUUUUCUCGUGCGAUGGGGCGUCGAUAAGAUCAUCGGCAAUAAUCUGGUUCGACCAGUGGAGUGUAAUACCUGGAGCCACGACGGUGAAAGCAAAUUGAUCGGCCACCUUGAUAUGGAACGAAUGGAAAAGGAGCAAGGGUUUCCAUGGUGGGUUGUGCGUCGGGACCACCUGCAUGCUGGUCUCACAGAAUCGGCUCGACAGCACGGCGUUGAAUUGAUUCUCGGUGCUCGCGUCACUAGUGUGAAGCAUGACGCGCGUGGCGCCCAGGUCAGGUGCAGCAACGGCAAACAAUACGAGUUCGACCUGCUGGUUGGUGCAGACGGAGUGAAGUCUACCGUUCGUGAAAGUCUAUUCCCCGAACUAGUCCCGCGUGCCAUUUCGAAAAUUGCGGCGUAUAGGGCCGUUCUUGAUUACGAAGAUGUUUACGCGCAGAUUCCUGAGGCGCGAUCAGUUCUGCGAAACACAGUUGAUGCCUAUCUCGGUCCUAACGGCUAUGUCUUGCUAUAUCCUCUUUCUGGUGGGAGGGAAUUGAACAUCGUCACCGCCUUUGCAACGGAGCAUACUGUGUCAACUGUUGAGGAUGUUGACAUCAACGAGUUUCGAGACUAUUACAAAGACUUUCCACAUUUCUUGCGUAAAGUUCUGAAGUUGAUGAAUGCAACAAAACGCUGGCCAUUGCUUGUGCUGCCGCCGACGAAGGCAUGGUCAAAUGAACAUAAGAAUGUUGUCCUACUAGGGGAUGCUAUUCAUAGCAUGCAGAACCACAUGGCACAAGGUGCUGCCACUGCCAUGGAAGAUGGUGUCUUCCUUGGGAGAGUCAUUAGUGAGGUCCUUCGCGGCGUCAUAAGCACUCGUGAAGCUAUUCAUCUCUAUGAGAAACAGCGAAUCCCUCGAGUCUGGAUUAAACAACAAGCUUCAUUUGUGAAUGGACAAAUGAGCACUGUUACUGGGACUGAACAACUGAAACGCAACAGUGCAUCAGCACUCGAAGUUGCAGCAUACGACCAGAAUCCACUACAGCCAAAGGUAUUGCCUGCCACCUACAGGCGAUGGCAGCUCUUUUCGAGCGCAGAGUCUGUGCCUGGGAUUCUUGCAUACGAUGCAGAGGCUGAUGCAGACUUUGCGGUUUGUGAGUAUCUGCAAAACAAUGGAGAGGUGGAUCCGCACACAAUGGUUGUGAAAUCAUUGCGCGACAAGUGGUGGAAUACGAUGUUUAACAAUGGAGCUGAACGAAGCGUUUUGUAG
Messenger RNA from Penicillium daleae, 1395 nucleotides. RefSeq lists its product as uncharacterized. Gene Ontology annotation, biological process: secondary metabolite biosynthetic process. NCBI's taxonomy places the organism in Eukaryota, Fungi, Ascomycota, Eurotiomycetes, Eurotiales, Aspergillaceae. The transcript has 3 exons. The record is from RefSeq and is a predicted model, not a curated record. Gene Ontology annotation, molecular function: FAD binding; monooxygenase activity. The coding region runs from base 1 to 1395 and encodes 464 amino acids.